Molecule: messenger RNA, 6808 nt
Organism: Anolis carolinensis (green anole)
Lineage: Eukaryota; Metazoa; Chordata; Lepidosauria; Squamata; Anolidae
Gene: zdhhc7
Product: zinc finger DHHC-type palmitoyltransferase 7
Exons: 8
Coding region: 293-1216 (307 amino acids)
Biological process (GO): peptidyl-L-cysteine S-palmitoylation; protein targeting to membrane
Cellular component (GO): Golgi apparatus; endoplasmic reticulum
Molecular function (GO): protein-cysteine S-palmitoyltransferase activity
Source: RefSeq, a predicted model, not a curated record
UUUGGCACCGGGAAGGAAGGGACCGUGGGCUUGAAGCAGGCUUCCAAGCUGGGCCAACGAUCUGCACACCGAUCCAGGAUGUGACGGCACAAUCAGACGUGGCGCGGCUUGGGCGAGGCCUGGGAGCCCCCCAGAAGUAUCCAGCCCCCUCCCCAUUCUCCAUCUAGGACGGUUGACCUCCUUUCUCGUUACAUCAAAUAUGACUAUGUGCGUCGUAGAAGAAGCAGCCCAAAGGAACAGCAAGAUGUCAGACUAGCGCUCCCUCGCCUCGUCAGGGCCGGCCGGGGAAACCAUGCAGUCCUCGGGGCACAGGUUCCGCGAGGUCGAGCACCACCCGCUCCUGGCCGAAAAUGACGGCUACGACUCCUCCUCCUCGGCGUCCGAGUCCGACAUGGCCGACCGGGUCUGGUUCAUCCGCGACGGCUGCGGGAUGGUGUGCGCGGUGAUGACCUGGCUCCUGGUGGUCUACGCGGACUUCGUGGUGACCUUCGUCAUGCUGCUGCCUUCCAAAGACUUUUGGUACUCCCUGGUCAACGGGGUGCUCUUCAACUGCCUGGCCGUCCUGGCGCUCUCCUCCCACCUGCGGACCAUGCUGACCGACCCCGGGGCUGUUCCCAAAGGAAACGCCACGAAAGAGUACAUGGAGAGCUUGCAGCUGAAGCCGGGCGAGGUGAUCUACAAGUGUCCCAAGUGCUGCAGCAUCAAGCCAGAGCGGGCCCAUCAUUGCAGUAUCUGCAAGCGAUGUAUUCGGAAGAUGGACCAUCACUGCCCGUGGGUUAACAACUGUGUGGGGGAAAGGAACCAGAGGUUUUUUGUGCUUUUUACGAUGUACAUAGCUCUAAUUUCAGCUCACGCUCUUGUCUUGUGCGGGUUUCAGUUCUUUUCCUGUGUUCGAGGACAGUGGAUUGAAUGCAGCGACUUUUCCCCUCCUGUGACGGUCAUCCUGCUGAUCUUCUUGUGCCUUGAGGGUUUCCUGUUCCUUACAUUCACUGCAGUAAUGUUUGGCACCCAAAUCCACUCCAUAUGCAACGAUGAAACGGAGAUCGAAAGACUGAAAAGCGAGAAGCCCACCUGGGAGCGCCGGCUGCGCUGGGAAGGCAUGAAAUCCGUCUUCGGGGGCCAGCCUUCCCUGCUGUGGAUCAACCCCUUUUCCGGAUUCCGGAUCCGGCGGCUGAUGCUCAGAGCCAAGAAAGGGGGUCCCGAGUUUUCCGUCUGAACCUGCCCAACGUGCUGGAACUCAUGAAAACAAAACAAAACAAAACAAAAUAGUCUAUUGUAUUUAUUGAGCGCAAGGGGAAGGGAAACCCGCCCCGGGUGGAAACCUGUGACCGGUGAGGAUCGACACGUAUGGAAACGUUUUGCUUGUAGCAAGCAGAAUUUUAUACAUUUCUAAUCACAGGCAUCUCAUUAACUCUCGGAAGCGUUAGACGGGAUAUGGCCACGUACGGCUCUGCAGCAGGAACAACCAAGGAAUUUGGAUGGUCACACUGAAGAAGCCAAAAUAAUUGUCUUUACUACUGUAACUUAUUAUUUUUAGAGGACUAAUUACGCAUUUAUUAUUUUUUUUCGAACCCCUUUUUGUUUUAUAUGUGUGUACUUUUUAAUUUUUUUUUAAGAAUUGAUAUCUGUGGGUAUGUUUUUUUAAAAUUUUUAAUUAAUUUACUGUUUACUUUGGCAAAGUUUUAUCAGUCGCGGUGCAUAAAAAGCAUCCUUGCUGGAAAUCGCUAUCCGAAAUCAGCCCCUUCCCUUUGUUUUGAUUCAGUGCAUAACCCGAUCAUGUAACCUUUUCUCUAAGCCUGCCAUAGAUGGGGGUGAAAUGUCAGGAGAGAAUGCUUCUGGAACAUGACCAGAAAGCCUGGAACACUCACAGCAACCCAACCUUUAUUUAGUUUGUCCUAAGAGUCCGUUGAGAGAUAUAUUUGCAUCUCUUGUCCAAAACCCAUUGCCCAGAAUUGCCAUAGCUUCACUCGGCCUCUUUUCUUACAAUGGCUUGAUUAUAAAUUGUUAAUUAUGCGCUAAUCCGGUGGCACUGCUCUCGUUCGCCCCUGGAUAUUUGCACCACUUUUGCUGCUCAUAAGCCCUUAAAGAAAAGAUGGCUCUGGUGUUGCAUCCAGCCAUGUUGGGAUCCAAACGUGAAUGUCUCUCCCUGAUGCUUGCACCCAUUUCCCAUUGAUCACAAUGUCUGGUAACUUCCCAGGAUUGGUAUUUUUUAGCAUUGUGAAAGGGCAAAAUGCUUAGCUAUUGCUCACAAGAACAAGGAAAAUAGCCUGGUAUUAUUGGCACUGUCCCUUCUCAUUCUUCGCCAAAUCCAUCCCUGGAGUUUCUUCCAAACUUUCUCCGAAGUUGUAUUUGGGUCAGAAGAGGUUCCCCACCUUGGACCGCAGUUUUACGUUGUAAGGAGAGUCAUCUCUUGCCACUCGGGUGUCUUUGAGGCCUUCUUGUGGAUGACUCUGAAGCAGGCAUGGUCAAACGUGGGCCUUCAUGUGUUUUGGACUCCAACUCUACCUUUCCUAACGGCCUCAGGCCCUUUCCUGAGUGUUGCACCCCAAGGCAGCUUGAACACUGGAAACCAAACAGAGACCAAUAAUCAUAUAAUAUCUUUAUUAAAACAAUAAUAAAUUCAGGAAAUAAUAAGUGGAAAGGAUGAGUGAGCAAUAGUCCUUUAAGGAAUGGUAUGAAUUAAUCCAAAGCGUUGAAGAGAUAUGUCCAAUAUUAUUGUCCAAAGUCCAGAAACCGAAACACGCUCAAAACUGAUGAAAAGUUCUUGAGCGGGGAAACAACAAGAAAGCAGGAGUAAAUAUCAAAGUCACUAGAAAGUCUUGGAUUUCAAGGCAGGCAAAAGACGAAGCUAAAAACAAUCUGGAUUCAGGAACAAGGCAAGGAGGUGAAUUCACUCCGGAUUAAAACGGGAGUCGCGGCUCGGCUUGGCCGCCAGGAAGCAUGAGACUCGGCUUGAAAAUCUGGGAACUGGAAACGGUGAAGUCGCUAUGUUGACACCACAACCGGCUCACAGUGCAAGUCACUUUUAUAGAAGUUGGAUCUAAUAACAGCACAGGGAACCCAACUCCCCAAAGGUUCCCAAAACAAUCUACUAUCCAGUAUCCCCUCUAGACGCCAAACGUUGACUCCUGCAAAGCUGCUGUGUGUGGGAUCUUUGUUGCUGCAAAAACUCCCUUCUGUUAAAGGAUACAUUCCCUGGGGAGCUUGGAACAUCUGGUUCUUCCAUGGGAGUAAUGUUAUCAGUAUAUCUCCCAAUUAAGGAAGCCUCAGAGCUAUCCACAGCUGGGGUCUGUAAUUGGAAGGAACUCGGAGGAGAACUGGGUGAAAAGUCAGAGUAAGCUUCAUCCUGGUCAAAGUUCAUUUCUGAACCAGGUUCAGAAUCCAAAGGCGGCUGGGAUAUAACACUGAGGCUGUUAGGACUAUAAGGAGGAUGAAAGAAUCCCUCUUUCUCUCUCCUAUGUGACUCAGUGCGAGUAUCAGAGUCCUAAACACCCGCAGGAGCGAUUCUCACACUGAAUCACACAGGAGAGAGAAAGAGGGAUUCUUUCAUCCUCCGCUUAAGCGGCUGAGGAGGGAAAGGAAGGGGCCUGAGGUUGUUAGGAAUGGUGGGAGUCCAAAACUGUUAGUGUCUCAGUUUAUCCAUCUCACAUCCAUCAUCCACAUCAACAUUGGUUAUGGGCCCAGCCUCUGCGCAACUGCUCAAAUCUCUCCCAGGCCCCUUCUCAGCCUUCUUGGAGACUAAUCCAAUCCACCUGACUCACGGGGAACAGCUGCACUGUGACUCUUGGCACCCGAGUUUAAGCCAAUCUGCUUACCUACAUAGCAUCUCUGGAGCAGAUCCACGGCAGUCACAUCUCAGGCAGCAUCUCUGGAAGCACACCUGGCAGUAGCUGAUCAUCACCAAAUCAGCCUUAUCUCCACUGCUCAUCUCAACUUUCCCCUCCAUCUGGCAACUCGGCAUCUGUUUAGUAGCACGAACAAAUAAAACUGCAUAGCUGUCAGCCGGAUGGAGGGGAAAGUUGAGACAGAUGGCUGUUAAUGUCUCAAUUUAUCCACCUCACAUCCAUCAUGUACAUCACCAAAAACACCUGGAGAGAAGGCCCAAGUUUGUCCGUGCCUGUGUUAGAGACUGUCUUGCUUGACCUCUUGGAUGCACCAAGAGACGUUGGGUUCACCUCAACGGAGAUUCUUUGGAUAGUGUCCAAGGUGCCUCUUCCUGCCCUUUCCAUCAAAAUUGGUGGCAAAUUGCUUUGUAUACUCAGGAGCACCUCUUCCCUCUUUCAAACGUGUCAGUAAUGGGCUCACGGUGACAUUGUGUGACAUUCAAAUUGUUUUACCUCUAGUCUCCUUGGCAUUGCUGACAUCCACCCAGCUGAUCAUGGCUUCCUUAAUUUAUGGUGACCCACAAGACAUAAGAAGCGAUUCCUUUACGGGAACAGGAAAGCGCUGCAAUGUAGAAAUGUGUAUAAGAUGUAUUUUUCCCAGUCCUGUGAUGACAGCUGGUACGGUGCCAUAAUGACGACCAAAUCCGCUUCCGUGCCAGAGAAUAGUGUAAAAACUGCUUGUGGAGAGAGGCCGCUGCAUGGUUCCAAUGUGCCGCUAAAUCUGCAAGUAAUGAAAUCUCACCUAAUUAAUGAGGGUGGUCUGUAUGCUUUCAUAACACAACGAUCCCGAACCGGUUCUCUUCUGUCGUUCCUCCAAACCCUAGUUUUGAUCAAGGGGUGAUAAUCGUGCAAAUCUUGAGCAUGUGUGUCCUCAGCGGGUUUGUUCAAAGACAGCGACUACAACCCUGUGUUGAGACUUGCCUUAAACAUAUCAGGAUUUCUGUUUUGCUAUUGGUACCGUAUAUAUGCUUCGGAGUCAUCCAUUCCAAUGAUCUUAGGUUUAUCCUUUUCUGAAUAUCGCUGGGAGGCUGUGUCUUAGUCUCCAUUGGUUUUCCAAUUUCUUUCAGGCCCUUCCUUCCAACAAAGAGACACAUUACUCUUUGGUUUAGAGCAGUGGUUCCCAACCAGUGGUCCGCAGGAUCUAAAAUGUGAUCCACGGCUUCACCAUUGCCUCGGAAAGGGUUACGAAUCAGUUUUUGGUCAGCUUUAGAUUCGGUUUGUUUAGUUGAGAAAUUGCAUGGGAUAGACCACAUCAGCUCUAGAUGAUUAAAUAUGGUUUUCUGUGGACGAGCAGAUGGCGACUACAGGAUGGCAUAUGUUCUGUACCAAAAACUAGAGCUGAUGUGGUCUAUCCAUUGCAGUUUUCUAAAUCAGCACCACAAAGAACCAAACUGAAUCUAAAUUUGACCGAAAACUGAUUGGUAAUCUUUUGGUACUAAUGUUGGAGAGGUCCCUGGUCAAAGUGGCCCUGGGUCAAAAGGGAUUCAGUUUGGUUAUUUAGGGUGCUGAUUCAAAAAAUUUCACUGGAUAGACCACAUCAGCUCUAGAUUAUUAAGUACGGUUUUUCUGUGGAUGAGGAGAUGGUGACUACUGGAUGGCGUAUGUUUUGUAUCAGAAACCAGAGCUGAUGUGGUCUACCCAAUGCAGUUUUCUGAAUCGGCACCACAAAGAACCAAACUGAAUCUAAAUUUGACCGAAAACUUAUUUGUAAUCUUUUGGUAGUAAUGUUGGAGACUGGUCCCUGGUCAAGUGGUCCAGGGUCAAAAGGGAUUCAGUUUGAUUAUUUAGGGUGCUGAUUCAAAAAAUUUCACUGGAUAGACCACAUCAGCUCUAGAUUAUUAAAUAUGGUUUUCUGUGGGUGAGGAGAUGGUGACUACUGGAUGGCGUAUGUUUUUUUAUCAGAAACUAGAGCUGAUGUGGUCUAUCCCAUGCAGUUUUCUGAAUCAGCACCACAAAGAACCAAACUGAAUCUAAAUUUGACCGAAAACUGAUUUGUAACCCUUUUGAUACUAAUGUUGGAGAGUGGUCCCUGGUCAAAAAAAAGUUGGGAAUUACUGGUGUAGACCCAUAUCAUGCAGUCUCAACUGUAUUGAACUGGAUCUACACUGACUAUAUUUGAACUGCAUUAUGUGGAAUUUGCAUCUGUAGAAUUUGGAGACUUGGUGCAUCUACACUGUAGAUUCAUGCAGUUUGGCACCACUUUAACCACAGUGGCUCAAUGCUGUGGAAUCCUGGACAUUAGAGUUUGACAACUCAGCUUCCAUGAUGCCACAGCAUUGGUCAAGUGGUCAAAAAAAGGUUGGGAACCACUGGUUUUAGACGGUGGCUUGUCUCUUCUUCCGUUACAAAAAUAGCCAACCUUCUACUACGUGUCUUUGGGGUCAAAUCGCACCACGUUAAGCGGAAAUGCAUGCUAACUUGCCUUGAUAACAUCUUCACUUUUUUCGUUUUGCAAAGCGAAUCAAUCAAUCCGAGAAGUCCAUGUUUACCUCUGGAUGACAAAUCACAAACAACAAUGAGCUAAUUCGCAUCAUGCUGAGCGAGUCAAGAUUGAGUGAGGAAAAUCAGAUCUUGGUGGAUCUAUGUAGCUCAUUCUCAAUCAAGACAUGGGCCAACUUGGGCCCUCCAGGUGUUUUGGACUGCAACUCCCACAAUUCCUAGCAGCCUACCGGCUGCUAGGAAUUGUGGGAGUUGCAGUCCAAAACACCUGGAGGGCCCAAGUUGGCCCAUGGCUGAUCUAUGGCCUCGAUCUACACUUGGAACUCAGAAAGAAAACCCUUCUUAAUGCAGCUGAACUUGUGCGUGACUUAGAAAGUAUGUCUGCGUGUGUGUGGCGUGUAUGGAAAUGGCGUUUCUUGCUUUUCAAAUCCUCGUUCCGUUGUAAUUUUUUAAAAAUGUAAAAUAAAGUAACCCAUUGAAGUCUU